CACCGUAACAGCAUUAAGCUCCACUUGUGCUUGGCCAGAAGAAGCAGCUGCAGUAAACACAGCGGGCAGUGGAUGACGUUUCUCCUGGAACAGUGAACCAUAUCGGGCUCAGAGAUGAAGGAGGACCCGGUGGAGAGUCCCGUUGAGCGGACCCAAGCGGACUUUCUGCGGGGGUUUGUCACCGAGAGGCUCGCCGCGGUGUCCCGGGAGAUCCUGGCGGCGGUGGAGACGGUGGUAUCCGGAUAUGAGGAGGAGGCCUCGGGGUUCCGUCUGGAGAUCCGCCGGCAGAGGAAGCAGCUGGACCUGCUUCAGAACCAGCUCACUGUCGGAACAAAUGAUUUACCAUCCAGCAGAAGCGAUGGAUCAGCUGAGGAAGAGGAGGAUUGUCAGAGCCAGACUGCUUCAUCAAGCUCUUCAUCGCCUCAGUCUGACCGAAGGAAACCUGGCAGACCUCAGAUCAGUGACGCACAGAGCGCCAUACACCUCAGCAUCCGCAUCCUGAAGGACUCCAACAUCAGCAUCCUGUCCAGAAACGUGGUGAAGAAAUGUCCUCUGGUGUCCCUGACGUGUCCUCCAGGCCUGCAGGAGUUGGACUUUCUGAGCCUGCUCAGGUCUGCUGUCCCCCAGCUGGCUGCAGACGACAAACCGUUUCACAUCUUAACGUUGGAUAAGAGGCGGAGACUUCAGCGUCUGACUCUGAAGACGGUGACGCCUGAGGAGAUCGUCAGAAACGUCAGACCCACACGACUUAGAGAGCCUGCAGUCUACAUUAGACUGGAGACAAAGAAGGAAACUCAGGAAGAAAUUCCUUCUCUUCAGAUGGAGAAAAGUUCUGCCAUGUUGGUCUGUGAGGAAACUAAACAACCAAAGGAGACGAGGGAAACAGAAGACGACUGUCUGAUGAUGUCAGUGUCAGGUGACGACUCCAUGGCGCCCCCUGCUGCUCCAAUGGACAGAGAUGAUGGGAAUGAAGGAGAGACAAACAGAAGCGACAGCAGCUGGAAGCUAGAUGUUAGUGAUGAUCGGGAAAAGAAAGACGCCGAGCUCAUUAGUGAGAAAGAAGACGUCAAUCCGUCUCAUUGGACAGAAACUGAGAGGGCGGCUGCUUUUUCCUGUAAGGUCUGUGAAGCUGCCCAGAAAUCUGAGGUUGCUCUCAUUAAACACGCCUGGAGACACCUGGAGGAAGCAGGAAGUGUUUGUGGAGUCUGUGGAGAGUCAGGUGAGGCAUCAGAGGAUCAUUUUCAUAGUGAGCACAGAACGGAUGACUGUCCCAGCUGUGGAGAGUCUUUUCUCAGUGUCCUCAGUCUGAAUGAGCACCUGAAGGUCCAUUCAGGACAGCAGCCUGUCCAGCCUGAGGUUAGCUCGUUUACGUCUGGGUUGCCUCCGGAGAACAACCACAAACUCAGUCAUGAAUGCCCCACCUGCCACAAGCUGUUUGAGGUGGAGACGCAGCUAAACGCUCAUCACAGGACGCACAGGAAAUGUAAAACGUACCUCUGUGGAGUCUGUGGCAAAUUCCUGAGCAGCAACAGAUCUUUGUCCCGCCACAAGAUGACACACUCUGGAGAAAGACCCCACAGAUGCCAGGUCUGUGAGAGGGGCUUCAAGCUGGCCACCACUCUGAAGCAACACGAGAAGAUUCACAUGAACAGAGAGAGACCGUACCUCUGCGACGUCUGCUGCAAGAUGUUCCUGACCAGCAAGCAGCUCGUCAUCCACAUGAGGACGCACACCAACGAGAAGCCGUACCGCUGCGACCGCUGCGGGAAGGGCUUCACCACCAGGGGGCCGCUGACCAUACACAUGCGGGUCCACACCGGGGAGACGCCGUACCGCUGUCCUCACUGCGGCUGGUCCUUUAAAAGGAAGACUCACCUGGACGACCACGUGGCAAUCCACACAGGAGCCAAACCCUACGUGUGUGGGAUCUGCGGAAAAACGUGCGCCAGGAGAGCUUACCUCACCGUCCACAUGAGGACGCACAACGGAGAGAGACCGUACAAGUGCUCCCUGUGCGAGAAGGCCUUCACUCAGAGCCACUGCCUGAAGACGCACAUGAAGAGCCACAAGGCUGCACAGGCGGCAUCGUAGAAACUUUGAUCUGCACACAGGACUCUUCAGUAUUUAUCAUCAUGACUCUUAAACUGUUUCUGGCUUUAAAGCUGAAAUAUCUCCAAUAAAAUUUAGCAGGAA
Poecilia latipinna (sailfin molly) is the source of this 2193-nucleotide messenger RNA. Its product is annotated as zinc finger protein 345-like. Gene Ontology annotation, biological process: regulation of transcription by RNA polymerase II. The coding region runs from base 115 to 2091 and encodes 658 amino acids. The record is from RefSeq and is a predicted model, not a curated record. Gene Ontology annotation, molecular function: RNA polymerase II cis-regulatory region sequence-specific DNA binding; DNA-binding transcription factor activity. Lineage: Eukaryota; Metazoa; Chordata; Actinopteri; Cyprinodontiformes; Poeciliidae. The transcript has 6 exons.